Molecule: messenger RNA, 1456 nt
Organism: Ochotona princeps (American pika)
Lineage: Eukaryota; Metazoa; Chordata; Mammalia; Lagomorpha; Ochotonidae
Gene: EYS
Product: eyes shut homolog
Exons: 6
Coding region: 194-1456 (420 amino acids)
Biological process (GO): heterophilic cell-cell adhesion; establishment or maintenance of epithelial cell apical/basal polarity
Cellular component (GO): plasma membrane; protein-containing complex
Source: RefSeq, a predicted model, not a curated record
UGAAGAUCCAUUAUUGAUCAGAUCCCACUUUCAUCAUAGUUACUUGCAUUUUGGGAAUAGAAAAUUUCCAAGCUCCCAAGAGUCGCUGAACAACAAAAACUGCUUGGACAUAUUCAGUAAUAAUCGAAACAUGGUUUAGUAGUGAUUCUUGAAGACACAUUAAUGAUAGACUGUAAAAUAAAAUUUCUCCAAAAUGACUAACAAAUCAAUGUUGGUUCUAAAUCUGUUGGUUCUUUACAUCUCCUCUGUAAACGGGGAAGCAACAUGCAAACCUCAAUUGGUUCAAGAAUGGCAUCCACAGCCUGCAUCAUAUAUCAUAAAUUGGACACUAAGAGAAAAUAUCUGCGUGGACUUCUAUGAAGACUGCUGGGGUUUGGACAUGAACACUAAAACAAAUAUGUUAGACAAUAAAGUUGUACCCCAGAUAUGUCCUUUGCAAAUUCAAUCAGGGGACAUCCUAGUGAUUUCUACUGAACCAUCUCUUUUGGAAUUAAAUUUGAUGAAUGUUUCUGAAGCAUCGUUCAUCAAUUGUCAACAAAAUAUCACAAAUGAAGAUCAAUUACUUUUCGGUUGCAAACUAAAAGGCAUGUACACAGUUAAUUCUCGGUGGCUGGAUAUUGGAACUCAUUAUUUUAUCUCAGUAGUGACAAGUGGUCCAUCACUGUGUCAGAUGGGACUUCGACUAAAUGUGACAGUAAAACAACAGUUUUGCCAAGAGUCCCUAGACCUAGAAUUUUGUUCUGGGCAUGGUAAAUGUCUUAGUGAAAUUUGGAGCAAGUCAUAUAGCUGCCAUUGUCAACCUCCAUAUUCUGGGAAAUACUGUGAGAAACUUGAUGCAUGUUGUUGUAAACCAUGUAAAAUUAAUGAAAAUUGCAAUGAUACAAGAGGAACAUUGACUAAACAAGGCUGUGAAUGCAUGUUCCAUUUAACAUUUACAGGUCCCUACAGUGCGAAGUCAAUCAAACAUUGUGAUUAUCUGUCUUGUUUGAAAGGAGAAAUUUGCCAAAAUGGCACAUCUGUUUAUUUCUUUGAAUACCCAGAAGGAUUUCUCAAUCAAAACUGUGAACCUGAUGUUGUUGAGUGCUCAUCAGUAACAUGUUGGACUGACAUUAAUUGUCUCAACAUCACAAGUGAUCUUACGUGCAUCUGUUCACCAAUGUUGACAGGCAGUUCUUGUAAAUUAAUUCAAAUGUCGCAUAAGAUAUUUACUGGGAAGAAUAAUUUCAACUGGACCACAAGUGAGGAAGCUUGUCACUACAGGUGCAUGCCAGGCAUUACUGGAAAAAAUGAUGACAAGGAAGUUGACCCUUGUAGACUGGUCAGCAUCAACUGUGUGAAUGAGAAAUGGAAUUUCCAUAUGAAUGGUCAAUUCAGAGUCAGGAGUGGAGGGCAUUCGGUUUCUAAACAGAUCGCUGCACAAGAAUACGCCACUAAAGAAACAGAGUUUAUGAUAUGA